Mucor velutinosus is the source of this 1764-nucleotide messenger RNA. RefSeq lists its product as uncharacterized. The record is from RefSeq and is a predicted model, not a curated record. Lineage: Eukaryota; Fungi; Mucoromycota; Mucoromycetes; Mucorales; Mucoraceae. The transcript has a single exon. Bases 1 to 1764 code for a protein of 587 amino acids.
AUGCGUACUGUCUUUGCUAUUUCUUCAGCUAUUGCUCUUUUUGCUGCCUCAGCAUACGCAUCAGAGAAUGCUGGCUUCAAUCCUGUAAACUUUGCCGAUGAAGUCACUGCUGCCCCUGCCGCAUUGACCAACGAAUUCGUCGUUUUCCGCUGGAAGGGCGACAAGGCCGUUGCCAAGGAAUCAUUCAAUGUCAAUGUUGAGAACAAUGCUCGUAUUCAAGUAACUGAUUUCAAGAACCGUGGUGAUAUGUUUGAAGUCUUUGACAAUGGCAAGUCUUUGGGUAUGACUACCAAGGUGGACGCUCUCAAGGAUGAUCAAGUUUUUGCUGCUACUCCCGAGGAGGCUCUCAACGAUGACCGUUUCAGCAAGGGUAUCUUUGAUUUGGCAAAGGGUGAACACAAGAUCACCAUCAAGGCUAUGGGUCCCUAUGAAGCUGGUACUGCUGCUAUUCGUAUGUUGGAUCAUGCUAAUGUUGAUUUCCACAAGAAGGGCGGCAAGGGCCAUCACGACGAUGACGAUGAAGAUGAUGAAGAUGACAAGAAGCACGGUCAUGGCCAUGGCCAUAAGGGCGGUGAUGAUGACGAUGAAGAUGAUGAAGAUGAUAAAGACGAUGAAGACGAUGAAGAUGAUAAAGACGAUGAAGAUGAUGAUGAUAAAGACGAUGAAGAUGAUAAAGACGAUGAAGAUGAUGAUGAUAAAGACGAUGAAGAUGAUGACGAUGAUGACGACGAAGACGAUGAAGAUGAAGACGAUGAAGACGAUGAUGACGAUGAUGAAGAUGACAAGAAGUAUGGUUAUCGUCAUGGCCAUAGUCAUGGCCAUAAGGGUGGCUGGCACAAGGAUGAUAAGGAAGACUAUGAAGGAGGCAAGGGUGACUGGCACAAGGACGAUAAGGAAUACUAUGAAGAACGCAGAAAGGGUGGCGAAAACGAUGAACAAGGUGGAAGAGGUGGUGAAAGCUUUGGAGCAGGCAGAGCCAAUGCUGGUCAAGACGGUGGAGCAGGCAGAGCCAAUGCUGGUCCAAAUGCUGGAGCAGGCAGAGCCAAUGCUGGUCAAGACGGUGGAGCAGGCAGAGCCAAUGCUGGUCAAAACGCUGGAGCAGGUAGAGCCAAUGCUGGUCCAAAUGCUGGAGCAGGUAGAGCCAAUGCUGGUCCAAAUGCUGGAGCAGGCAGAGCCAAUGCUGGUCCAAAUGCUGGAGCAGGUGGACCCAAUGCUGGUCAAAAUGCUGGAGCAGGUAGAGCCAAUGCUGGUCAAAAUGCUGGAGCAGGUAGAGCCAAUGCUGGUCCAAAUGCUGGAGCAGGUAGAGCCAAUGCUGGUCCAAAUGCUGGAGCAGGUGGACCCAAUGCUGGUCAAGACGCUGUAGUAGUUAGCCCCAAUGCUGGUCAAGACGCUGUAGUAGUUAGCCCCAAUGCUGGUCAAGACACUGUAGUAGUUAGCCCCAAUGCUGGUCAAGACACUGUAGUAGUUAGCCCCAAUGCUGGUCAAGACGCUGUAGUAGUUAGCCCCAAUGCUGGUCCAAACCUUGUAGUAGGUAUCGCCAAUGGUGCUCAGUGGGUGCCCACCCAUCCUACUGAUGAAGAAUAUGAUCUCUCUCAUACCAUCACUUUAACCAUAACCGAGUGGGUUGCUCCAAACGCUGCUAGUGUUGCUCCUGUAGAAGCCAGUGUUGCUCCCGUAGAAGUCAGUGUUGCUCCCGUAGAAACCAGUGUUGCUCCCGUAGAAACCAGUGUUGCUCCCGUAGUAGCCAUUGUUGCUCCCCUCUAA